CCAAACAAACGGAAGUGACAAAUAACAAUUUCCACGUUAAGGUUUUUAUUGUUAUUUAGACAUUUAUUAACACAGUGGAACAUUGUUAAUUUAACUGCACAGCGUCACAUACUUAACGUUACCCCAGUUUGUCUUUAAUUCGUGUUAGCUAACAAUGGCAAACUGUGACGGUGUGGUUUUUCACACUCAGAUAGCCUCCAUUAUGGAGGUGCUAGCGAAUGCAGCCGUUACAGAGAUAUGUAAACUCGUAGACGACGACUAUGCAGUGUUUCGUUUGGAAAUGUCUCAAAGCCAGAAAGAAAACAGGGCAUUGCGGAGGAAACUACAGCUUUUGGAACUGAAGGUGUCACGGGAGCGCGUCCUCGCGAGUCGUCCCAAUAGUGUCAAGAUCCUCGACGGAUACAGAGGAAUGGCAAGAGGUGAAGAACAUUUCACUGGAGGCCACAGGAGCUUUGUGAAGCCAGCAGGACUCAACCCGUGGAGAGAUGACCAACCCAUAGAUAUAAAUGAGGAGACUGGAACCUCAACCCAGCAUGUUAUUGUGAUAGAGCCUGCGGAUGCAGAGGCUGUAUGUCCUGGAGCAUCAUCUUUGGUCAAGCAGGAGAAGACUGAAGGAGAGGAGGACCCACAACACAGCAGAGACAUUCAGACUGGAGCAGCGGCUGGAGUGGCGCCCCCUGUAGCCGUGGUGGAUCUUGCCACCACGCCCCAGCCCAGGACCCGACCCAGCAUCACGGAGGUCAUCCUCAAGUCAGAGACAGACACCGAGACACACAGGCUCUUACACACAGGAUCUGACCACAGAUCAGACCCAGAGAGACUGUUACUGGGGAGACUGGGCUGUUCUCCUGCUCCUGACUCAAAAUAUUUACUUUAUGAAAACUCGAGCCCAAGGACAGUUCAUUCCCAUCAAGACUCAAGUGAUGCAUUAGAGACUGUUAAUGAUCUGUCUCGUUCUUACACUACAGAGAUGGACCCUGGCAUCAUGCCCUUGGUAUUAGAGACACAGACGGAUCUGUCUAGAGGGGACUGGAACCCAUACAGUAGUAGAGUAUACUCUGAAGGGUGCCUAGAUAAGAAAGGGGAGGUUAUAGUGAAAGUGGAAGGCGACGCUCCUCUGACAUGUAAUGCAGACGAGACUCCUAUAUGGAAAGGAUACUCGCAGGGCAACACCAGUGACUUCUUAGACUGCAGGGAUGGGUUAGAGACCAGUCUAAAUGUCGCAAUCCACUCCCCUUCGCAUGCGCUCAGGGAUCACGACCCAGUGUCCACGUCGAUGGCACCUUCCGAUUCACAUGGACGCGUCUUUUUCGAUCAGGUAUUUAACUCCAACGACAGGGCUAGAGCCCAGACUCAGGGAGGGGGAGCCACAUCAGGCAAUAGUAAAGAGAAACGGUUCCUCUGCAUGUUCUGUAACAAAGGCUUCAGCUGCCUCCAGAAGGUGGAGAUCCACCAGAGGGUCCACACAGGGGAGAAUCCCUUCAAUUGUACUCAGUGUGAGAAGAGGUUCUCCCGCCAGGACCACCUGAAGAGGCACCAGAGGGUCCACACAGGGGAGAAACCUUUCAGCUGCCCCCAGUGUGAGAAGAGGUUCUCCCAGGCUGGUGACCUGAAGAGGCACCAGAGGGUCCACACAGGUGAGAAACCUUUCAGCUGUACCCAGUGUCACAUGCGCUUUGCCCUGGCUGGCAACCUGAAGAUGCACCUGAAGGUCCAUGAGGGAGAGAGGCCGUUCACCUGUAUGCACUGUGGGAAGAAGUUCUCAGAGAGGAGCUACCUAAGGACACACCAGCAGAAAAAACAUUCCUCUGUAUAACAUAGAAAGUAACCAUUCUGCUCGACAGCUUCUAAGGUUUAGAUUAAUGAAAGAUGAUUUUCUUUUUACUGUCAGCUGAAAAAAUCCACAAAUGCAUUCGGAAUAAUGAGAGUAACAAAUUUCAGUGUUGGAUAUUCCUGGGUAGAAUAUUGCAUCCAGACAUUGUGUGAUAUACAAUGCCUUCAGAAAGUAUUCACAUUACUUGACUUUCUCCAAAUGUUGUUGUGAUACAGCCUGAAUUUAAAAUUGAUUAAAUUGUUUGUCUUUUUACAAAUGUAAUAAUAAAUGAUAAGCUGAAAAGUAUUCAACCCCUUUCUUAUAGCAAGCCAAAAUAAGUUCUGGAGUAAAAAUGUUCUAAACAAG
Molecule: messenger RNA, 2179 nt
Organism: Oncorhynchus masou masou (cherry salmon)
Lineage: Eukaryota; Metazoa; Chordata; Actinopteri; Salmoniformes; Salmonidae
Product: zinc finger protein 583-like
Exons: 3
Coding region: 155-1816 (553 amino acids)
Biological process (GO): regulation of transcription by RNA polymerase II
Cellular component (GO): PcG protein complex; transcription regulator complex; chromatin
Molecular function (GO): RNA polymerase II cis-regulatory region sequence-specific DNA binding; DNA-binding transcription factor activity, RNA polymerase II-specific
Source: RefSeq, a predicted model, not a curated record